CAAGAGAAAUGGUGUGUCAGGGAAGUGUCAGCAGGAAACUGGUGCGGGAUUUGUCGUAUUGGUUCGCGAACUGGGGCAUCAACCUCUAGGACAGCUUCGCCCAUUCAAACAGCCGUGGCAGCAGAUUGUGGCUCAGGAGAACUAAAGCCCCGCUGGGAAGGAGGCUCCGGGAUACCGUUGCUGGAAAUGGUUCUGCAGCAGCAUGAACUUUGCAAAGCGAAGGAAACGGACGUGCGCUUGUUUGGGGGUUUUUCCCACAACGAGGCCCGUCCCGCAGAGGUUCGCAUGGCUGCCAUGGACACCGGGGCGCCGCCUUCAGUUCGGUGGGGGAGGCGCCGCUCGCCGGCGGGAGCACCGCCUCCUUCCCCGGCCGCCUCGUCGGGGCAGAGCCGGCUUGGGCGCCGCCGAGGGCCCUUUCCCCCGCUUCACCCCCGUUGCGCCACCAGAUGGCACCCGCGGGGCUUUCUUGGUAGACGGAGGGCAGGACCCCCCCGCCCGCGAUCGUGACAGCCGGCCUGAGGAGGGGGACGAGCCUCCCCGCGCGCUCGGAAAGCCGCCGAAAACGAGCGAAAAAGGAGCAGACGAGCCGGGGGGGACGCGUCGGGACGCUGCGCUGCUGCCCUCGCCGCCUGCCAGCGACGGAGCGCGCGGGGGUCGCCCAGGAAACGGGCUCUUUAGCGCGCGGGGGGACGGAUCGGCUGCGCGCCUGGAGCCGCGGGAUGGCGCUGCGGGAGCCGGCCGCGCAGUGACGGAGCCUCGGGGGGAGCGCGCCGGCCGCCGUCCCCUUGGAGCCGGCAGGAUGGCCGCCGCAGAGCCGAGCCUUCUCCGACGGGGCUGGGCGACGGGGCUGGUCGUGGCCGCCGUCCUGGUGGCCUGCGAGGGGCACAGCGGGCCGCGAGAGGACGGCGGCUCCGCUUGCUACGGGGGCUUCGACUUGUACUUCAUCUUGGACAAAUCUGGAAGUGUCCUGCACCAUUGGAAUGAAAUCUACCAGUUUGUGGAACAUCUGGCCCACAAAUUUAUAAGCCCCCAGCUGAGGAUGUCCUUCAUUGUUUUCUCAACCAGUGGCUCAACACUCAUGAGACUUACUGAAGACAGGGAGCAGAUACGUCAAGGCUUGGAGGAGCUUCAGAAAGUCCUGCCGGGAGGAGACACUUACAUGCAUGAAGGAUUUGAAAGGGCAAGUGAGCAAAUUUACCAUGAAAACGUUCAAGGGUAUAGGACAGCGAGUGUCAUCAUUGCGCUGACUGACGGUGAACUUCAUGAGGAUCUUUUCUUCUAUGCAGAACGAGAGGCUAACCGAUCCCGUGACCUGGGGGCAACUGUAUACUGUGUUGGCGUGAAAGAUUUCAAUGAAACACAGCUGGCUCGAAUUGCUGACAGCAAAGAUCAUGUCUUCCCUGUGAAUGAUGGGUUUGAAGCUCUCCAAGGGAUCAUUGGCUCUAUUUUGAAGAAAUCAUGCAUUGAAAUUCUAGCUGCAGAACCUUCUAGUAUCUGUGCAGGAGAGUCGUUCCAAGUUGUCGUGACGGGCAAUGGCUUCCGGCACGCUCGCAAUGUUGACAGAGUCCUCUGCAGCUUUAGGAUCAACGAGACGGUCACUCUCAAUGAGAAACCAUUCAAGGUAGAGAACACCUACCUGCUGUGCCCGGCACCUGUUUUAGAAGAAGUUGGCAUGGAAGCAGCUCUUCAGGUCAGCAUGAACGAUGGCCUCAGCUUCAUCUCAAGCUCCGUCAUAAUCUCCAGCACACACUGUUCUGAUGGGACAAUCCUGGCAAUUGCUCUGCUGAUCCUGUUCCUUUUGCUGGCGCUGGCUCUCCUGUGGUGGUUCUGGCCUCUUUGCUGCACUGUGAUUAUUAAGGAGCCUCCUCCGCCCCCUAUGGAAGACAGCGAGGAAGAAGAUGACGAUGGGCUUCCCAAGAAGAAGUGGCCAACAGUGGAUGCUUCCUAUUAUGGUGGACGUGGUGUUGGGGGUAUUAAGCGAAUGGAGGUUCGCUGGGGAGAAAAAGGAUCCACUGAAGAAGGUGCCAAGUUGGAGAAGGCCAAGAACGCUCGAGUCAAGAUGCCAGACCAAGAGUACGAAUUCCCAGAGCCCAGGAAUCUUGGAAGCAGCAUGCGGAGGGCCUCUUCUCCUCAGAAGUGGUACUCUCCAAUUAAGGGAAAGCUGGAUGCCCUCUGGGUUUUGCUGAGGAAAGGUUACGACCGAGUAUCUGUGAUGCGACCACAACCAGGAGACAAGGGUCGCUGCAUCACUUUCACCAGAGUGAAGACUUCUCAGGCUCCACCAAAGUACCCGCUCAACAAUGCAUACCCUCCCCCAUCUGCACCCCCUGCCCCCAUCUACACCCCACCGCCUCCGAGCUCACCAACGCCUCCCACCCCAUCUCCGCCUUCCACACUCCCUCCACUCCCACCUCCUCCUCAUGCUCCUCCCCCAAAUCGGGCUCCACCCCCUUCCCGGCCCCCUCCUCGCCCUUCUGUUUAAAAGUCAGGCCUCUCUCCCCCAGAAACAUUUCUCAAGUCAUUCCCAGCAGGACUGUAUCAGUGGUAUUCCAGAGACGGCCUUAACAUUCUGGGUGAUGAGAUAAGCAAACCACUUUUAAUUUUUGCAAAACAAAAAAAAAAGUCCUAAAGCCUCAGGUGACUGGAAAGCAUUCAGUUCAGGAGGAGUCUUUGGCAUUCAUCACUUUAAAAGGAGAAAGAAAUGGCAGUCUUACAACACAAUCUGUCACCCGCCCGACAGUCCCAGAGAGCAGCAGUCUUUUCCUGUCAGGUUGCUUCCCAUUCAUGCAGAGAGCAGAUCAUCCCUAAGAUGAGUGGCAUCUCAGGCAGAGAAAGCAGCUGUGACCACAGAAAGCCAUCCCUAUGGCCCACGUCGAUAUUGCUGGUUUCCUCCUCUGACACGUGGAAGGAAUUUGUGUACGUCCCUGGAUUUGAUACAUUGCGACAAGGAAGGCGGGGGAUGCAGUUAACGAAAUACUGCUAUAUUAUAAUGAAGAACAGAUGACUGAAAGGAAAAGAUCGCUGGGAGUGGAGACUUCAGUGCUUCACCCUUUGAAAAAAGCAGCAUGAAAUGGAAAGGUCAGCCUUUGUUAUGUUCGGAAGGAGUCGAGAGAAGUGGCGCAAAUGCAGCAUGUGGCUAGAUGUGCUGGCCUUGCCCAUGUCUGUGACAUUUCCAAAACACACAUGUACAGGCACCAAGAAGUGGUUGAUGCAACUGAAAAGCACCGUCGAUAUGCCCGGCAGGAUCCUUUAGAACUGUGUGGCAGCUUAGGUGGUGGCUGGCUUAGCAAAACAGCUCAGCUCCCCAGUGGCAAGAAAGAACGGAAGGGAGGGGUGUUCGAUGCAAGCGGUUUUCCAGUGAGCAGAGAGAUUCAGUGAAAUGGCCUGAACUGCCAUUUAAAAGCAAUUAGACAACUUUUUCCUUUAGUAGUGCCUUUCAGAUUCUCACAUCCAUUUUUGCAUGUUGAUGUUUAGACUCUUUCAGUAGAUUUGUUCGUGCUGACCUGGUCUCAUGAAUGGUGCUGAUGCGUGUGUAGACUGAGCAAGAGUUACUACAUCCUGGUUUUUUCUAAGACAUGUUAAGUUGCACUCUUGAUAUGUGUUCAGAGUAUUUUGGAACUGAGAGUGAGAUGGACUCUGACCUGGGAGGCAUGGCUUGUGGGGCCGUGGGAAAAUCCCUCUUGGCCUCAGAGGCCGUCUCUAAAACAAGGGUCAUCUUCAUGUACGUAGCGGGAGGCAGCCAUUCUUGUCAAGGUGAACUGCAGGUUGUAAACACUUGCAAAUUAGAAGUGCUACCUGGAUGAUAAAUAGUGGGUUGGAAAUUGGUUCAGUACACGUGCAUGUCAUCUGAAAAAAACUUACCAUUUAUGACUCUUGCCUCCCAAUGCUUGUUUAAACACAGGAAAAACCCUAUGUGAUUUGUUUCCCUUUUCUAAGGGACAGUUCACACCAACACCGAGUGCCUCCCCACCAUUGGCAUUUCUGCACAUGUCCCCUCUAUCACUGAAGAUCAGUGCAAAAAUUCCUCAGUCCUGCAUGUGGGGAUGUUCCUGACUGGAUGGCUUCAGGCAGGAAGCACAUGUGGGAAGGAGCCCUAGUCAGUGGGAACUCAGGUUGUGCAUGCCAAAGGGCCAAGAUUCUUUGACAGCACCACCUGUUAAAGGCACCUGGGGGUUGCAGAACUGAGAAAGACCUCAGAGAGUUGCUCUUAGUCCCAAUAGAUAAUGCUAGGCUAGAUGGGCCAAUGGUCUGACUUAACUAUAAGGCAGUGUCAUAUAUGUCCAUGCACCCAAUGGAAACUGGCCUUGGUUAAGGGUGGGGAGUGCAACACUCUGGUGCUGGGGCAGUGCAAACAUGUACAGUGACACUGAGCCUCCCUAGAGAUGCACUGGUUGCAUUUCAUUCUUCUUUGCUCUUUAUAAAUGGGAGCUAACUCAAGUUUCCAGUCCUGCAUUUGUACACGUCAUAACCUGUAGUAGAAUGUCUGACAACCUGCCUUAGUAACAGAGGUGUUAGAAGUAGAUAAAGUAAUUGCAUCAUUAAGGGCAAACUUCUGUGCUCCACAAGUGAUUGUUAGGAUCAGUUGUCCACAAGGAAAACACUUCUUCUAAUGUUUGUCUUUUUAUAUAAGAGUUUUAAAAAUGAUUUUCAGCAUCCUAAAGUUGUUUAAAAUAGUGAGAGGUGUGAUGUAGCCAGCAUUUAGUGCUUCAAGCUGACAUUGAUUUCAUUUACUUUCAAAUGCUUAACCCUCUCUCAUUGGAAUUAAAAUCAAUGUAAUCUAAAAGUGCUCAACUUUGGCUACCUUGCACUCCCAAGUUGCAACCUUGCUAAGUGGGUGUUCAGGCAGGCAUAGAAGUCACCGUCAACAGUGCACAGAGAACUCUUUCACAUGUGUUUGCCCUUCGGUGCCCCAUUCAUUUUUAUGGUAGGUUGCGCAGAAGUAGUUUUGGGCAAGUGCAGCCAUAAGGUGGCCUUACAUAUGUAGGCUUGGUUAUUUGGAUGUUCUGAGAAUGCAAGGCAGCCCCAUAGGUUAUGUCUGGGCUGGGACACUUGGACUGUUACAGCAUGUGUUAGAAAAACAAGCCUGCCCUUGAUCUGCACAUCUACUAUGCAGUGUACAUUGACUUUCCCAGAGAGGGAACUUGCACGUCUGCACUGCCAGGAGAUGCAUUCACAUUUUCUCAAGGGGAGAUGUGUGAGACAGUUGAAUGGAUUUUUAAAGAAUUAGACAAACUCAUGGCAGACAAGUCAACCGAAAGCUAUCAGCCACGGUAGGUGAAUGGAAUGUCUAAGUUUGUAGGCAGAAGAGCACUAAGCAGCAGAUGCUGGGAACAAACUACUGGGCCAUUGAUCAUCUUCCUGGUCCUUCUUUUGAGCUUCCCAUGGCCAUUGUUGGAAACAGAAUACUGGGCUAUGUAGACCAAACACAGCAAUUCUACUGCUGUUCCCAGUUUUUUUUGCUGCAGGUUGCAAUGUUCAAAGCAACCAAAAGGCAACUUUCUAAGGUUGCAACUCAAACAACUAAUUAGUCCAACUGAAAAGAGCCAAAUCGGUGUCUCCGUGGCAGUGGUGCCAGCAGAGAUGCCCUGAGCUGAAGACAACCAGCACAGAGAGGUUGAACUGCCUCCCCUUCCCCGCCACAGCAACAGCUACUUUGUCUGCAGGCAGAACAAAGCAGCCUUCUGUAAGAGCAAAGGCACCACUUGGACACUGCCCGGUCACAAACCUCCCCAAAAAUAGCCUGGUUUGGUUUGCAGGUUGUGGCCAGUUCUGUCACAAGACUACUUUGAAGCCCUGGCACAAGAUGUAGCUGGCCACCUUUUAGCAAAGGUUGAACAUCGCCUAGCUGAGUAGAUGUUUAGCUUGCUUAGAGAUGGAGCGCUCAAUCUACUUGGAAGUUCUCUUGCACAAGCCUCAGAGAUGAGUUGGGAGAGGCACAACAGCACAACUUGUAACAGGUUUGCCAGAUAACUUCCCGAGAGAUUGUGCUUAGAAAGUAUAAAAUAAAUGGGAUAAUGUAAUAAAGUAAUUUGGGAGGAGGUCUGACACAUUACAGAUCUUUGAAAGUGUCCACCAAGUUUGGAAUGAAAAUGCUUUUAGAAAAUUUCAAUUCUUUUUUAGUAUUAAUUCAGCAGUAACUGGAGUUACAUCAGAGGUAGAAUAGAUGCAUUUUGACAGCCUCUGGUUUUAUAUGAUUCCCCAAUUCUAAAUGAAAAAGAUUUAAAAUCUGAGGAUGGAGGGAGGAGAGAAAAGAAUGAAAAAGUGUAAAUCAGGCCAAGGACGGUUUUUAAAAAAAAUAAGUACAGUAAAAUUCUCUGCACAAGUUAAAAGCAAUAUUCCAAAUCUGUGGUGUACAUAUUAUUGUGUGCUUGCCAUAUUUUAAGUGGAAGCAUUUCCUAUCCUGUGUGGAUAAAAGAUCUUUUUUUUUCAUGUUGUAGUAAAUUAUUAUAAAGCCAAUGAUAUUUCAUGGCAUGUUAUUGUAUCAAGCUGUGCUUGUUUUUGUUUUAAACCUCUCCCCUUUAUGGUUGUAUUCCCUUUAUUAAUGUAUGAAUAUUUCCUGUAAUGACGAAUGCCUGCUUUACAGAGCAUUAAUUGUAAUCACAAAGACUUUUGGGUAUAGUACUGUGUAUGCAUCUUAGUAGAAAAUCCUCAGAUCUCAUUGUACUGAAUAUUCCAAAACUAGCCAUUUCUAAAGAGAGUUCUUUACAUAACAAAAAGGAAAGCGAUGGAAGCAAAUGGGUGAUGGUGAUGAUGCACCUUCUGUAAGUUCUGGAAGAACAAAUCACAUUAUUUUAAAGACUCUCACCCCUUCAUAGGCACACAGAUUCAAACAGUUGAAUAAAUGUUGAUAAAUCGAUCAGAUCUUUCUAAACUACUAAGGUGGCCACCGAGAGCCAGUGUGGUGUAGUGGUUCAGUUGUUGGACUACAACCUGGGAGACCAGGGUUCGAAUCCCUACAGCCAUGAAGUGCACUGGGUGACCUUGGGCCAGUCACUGCAUCUCAGCCUCAUGAAAACCCUAUUCAUAGGGUCGCCAUAAGUCGGAAUCGACUUGAAGGCAGUACACAUUCAUUCAAGGGAAUCACUAGAAUCAUGUAUUAUUCCUAGAAAUAUCAAGACUCAGUAGCCCAGUCAUGUCAUAUCAUUAAUGGCGGCCAAUCUACAAUUCUUGGAUGACUCUGGAAGGAUGGAGAGAAGGGAAUGUUGGCAAUUGAUGGAGAGGAUGUAAGUCAGACAAGAGCUUUUUCUCUCUCUGUAGAUUUGGCUACCUUUGGCAGAUGACUGUUCAGCAAGCAGAAGAUUCUUAUUCUGUGCCCUUGGCUUGUUUGCAUGAAUCAUUUUUAGAUAACAGCCAUUAUUCUUUUCAAUUUUGAUGUUAUUAAAGAACUAAUUCGA
Rhineura floridana is the source of this 7394-nucleotide messenger RNA. It is a transcript of the gene ANTXR1, whose product is annotated as ANTXR cell adhesion molecule 1. The transcript has 18 exons. The record is from RefSeq and is a predicted model, not a curated record. NCBI's taxonomy places the organism in Eukaryota, Metazoa, Chordata, Lepidosauria, Squamata, Rhineuridae. Gene Ontology annotation, cellular component: membrane. The coding region runs from base 203 to 2482 and encodes 759 amino acids. Gene Ontology annotation, molecular function: signaling receptor activity.